Zasmidium cellare ATCC 36951 is the source of this 849-nucleotide messenger RNA. RefSeq lists its product as uncharacterized. The record is from RefSeq and is a predicted model, not a curated record. Lineage: Eukaryota; Fungi; Ascomycota; Dothideomycetes; Mycosphaerellales; Mycosphaerellaceae. Bases 1 to 849 code for a protein of 282 amino acids. The transcript has a single exon.
AUGCAACUGAAGCCUGACACAAUCGACCAGACUUUUACGGCUGCAUCACCCGUACUCACUGCAAUCGAUGUAGCUGGAGAGAUUGUCGGAUACGUGCCAGACAUGUCAUUCGGUGUCCAAACGGGCGUCUCAGCAGGUCUUUCCUCUUCGGCUCAGAUAAGUCAAGGCCUACUGAGUUAUACAAGAGAGAAAAAGUUCGUCAAGAAGAUGAACAAGGAAUUGUUCAAUCCCCGUAAUCUGAAGGUGGAAGUGGUCAGCGCGAAGAAACUGAGAGUGAGGCUAGGCCUGGCCCCUGACGCUCCGCUGUCCUUGUCACCGGCCGAGACGGAGGGUAUGAGUCUGUACGAGCGCCACAUGGCUGCAAUCACAACCUUGGUCGCGCCGCUCUCCUUUGAGGUGCCAUCUCCUCUGCCUGCGGUGAAGCGGAUUGAUAGAAUGAACGCGUGGGUACAAGCCCGAGCGAUGGCGAAGCACGAGGAAAAGGCCCGCAAGGCCGAAGAGGAAUUCCGAGAGGCAAAGCAGGAGUUUGAAGCUAGGCGCGAACGGAAAGACAAGAAGCUGGCCGAUAGUAUCGCUGCCCUCGAAGAAAAACGGGCGAGAAAGAGGGCCAAGCAUGAGGCAAGGCGUGACGAGGCGGCAAAGCUGGAAGACGAAGAAAGAACCGAAAGGUUGAGACGAAUCGAGGAUGACUUGCGAGAUGAUAUGGAUUCGAUCGACAAAGAGAUACGCGAACUGAGGGAGGCGCACGAUGAGCGCACUCGAGAGAUGGAAGAGGAAAAGACCGGAUUGUACGAAGACCAGGUCUACAAUGCGACCAAGACUUACUGGAUUUUGGUGGAGAAUCUGUAG